ACCAACGGCUCAUCUCCACGACUUGCAAACUUGUGCUGUCCGUUUCACUUCUGCUCAUGUUAUCCCGUUUUCGAUACCCUUCGAAGUCGCUUCCACGAAACGAUAUCUUGUGCACGACCCGCAUCUUUUAUUUUACUUCUACAUCAUCAAUUCUGACAAGAUUCUCAUCGGUCGCAUCUCUCUAAAUGCCGCAGCACGAAUCAGAAAUAUUCACAGCGCAAAAACCACCAAUUGUUCAUGGAGUAAACAUCAGCCCAAAACUUCAAUGCCACCAUUGGUCUUCAGAUCUUGACAUUAUUGCCAUCCGGCACAAAUGCUGCAUGGAGUACUACGGGUGUAUCAGCUGCCAUGAAGAGUUAGCAGGACAUCCCAAUCAAGUCUGGCCCAAGGCAGAGCAGCAGGAGUUGGCCGUCUUGUGCGGCAACUGUUGUCUGGAACUGACAAUUGCAGAAUAUCUUGGGAGCGGCAACCGAUGUCCUGGAUGUGAUGCUGGCUUCAAUUCGGGAUGCAGGAACCAUUAUGAUCUGUACUUUGAGGUGUAGCCAUGGGAGACUUCAACGGUCGCUCGACCUGUAAAGCCGAGUCACUGUCUACGUGAACCUGCGAAGGCCCAGGUUAAUCAAGACGCCGAAUCACAACUUUCUAGUGUUAAUGUUCUAGAUGCUCGAACCACGAGAGGGCAAGGACAAUGGUUGGCCGUAUGGGUAGAGGUUAGGUUAAGGGAUGAAGAGAGCGAUUACAAAUUGAGUUUCCUUGAUGGGUCGUCUAUUUCAGAUUCGCCACAUUAUUGAGUCACACAUCCAUUUCG
Messenger RNA from Fusarium oxysporum Fo47, 808 nucleotides. RefSeq names its product zinc finger CHY domain-containing protein. Gene Ontology annotation, cellular component: mitochondrial intermembrane space. Gene Ontology annotation, biological process: protein import into mitochondrial intermembrane space. The record is from RefSeq and is a predicted model, not a curated record. Gene Ontology annotation, molecular function: zinc ion binding. NCBI's taxonomy places the organism in Eukaryota, Fungi, Ascomycota, Sordariomycetes, Hypocreales, Nectriaceae. The transcript has a single exon. Bases 186 to 542 code for a protein of 118 amino acids.